Molecule: messenger RNA, 1866 nt
Organism: Recurvomyces mirabilis
Lineage: Eukaryota; Fungi; Ascomycota; Dothideomycetes; Mycosphaerellales; Teratosphaeriaceae
Product: ferric-chelate reductase Frp1
Exons: 1
Coding region: 1-1866 (621 amino acids)
Biological process (GO): copper ion import; iron ion transport; intracellular iron ion homeostasis
Cellular component (GO): plasma membrane
Molecular function (GO): ferric-chelate reductase activity
Source: RefSeq, a predicted model, not a curated record
AUGGACGGCAUGAACAUGGACAUGGGUGGGAUGGAUAUGACCAGCGAAGGCAUGUUUACCAGUACGAAUCGUGGGAUCGCCCAGAAUUACUGGUAUGGAAUCGUGGUAGCGAUCGGCUGCUUCGUUCUGGCAAGAGUGGUCUCGACGUUACAGCGAUGUGAGCGGUUGCAGAAGAGAUUUUUCGCAGGAAAGAGCGUGCCAUCGCGGCCAUCCACCCUUCUGGCUCGGACUCAUGCGACCGUGAUCGCGAUUAUGCGAGAGAUGACUUAUCCACAACCGGUUUACUUCGUCGGCACCAUCAGUAGAUACUUCACUCCUCUUCCAUUGGGACGUUGGAUCAUCAUCACAAUAUACUGGACAGUGCUCCUGAUCUUCCUAUGGAGCGAUACGGUCCUCCGACCAGACGAUCCAAUGUACGCAUACAAAUGGGAGAAGGUCGGGUUCCGAGCAGCGUGGGUCACAGUGGCACAGAUACCAUCUCUCUACCUGCUGUCGAUGAAAUUCAGCCCCUUGACGUUCCUGACGGGCAUCUCAUACGAGCGAAUCAAUUGGCUUCACCGGUGGGCGGCGAGGACGGUCUUCCUGACGGCUAUCCUCCACUGGUCAUUUUUUCUGCGAGAAUGGUGGCUCGCCGACUUUGUUGAGCUCGAGAUUCAAAUGAUGCCCAUGGUGAGAUGGGGUUUUGGCGCCUUUGGUAUCCUGGCCUGGAUGAUCAUCUCAGGCUUCGGCUUCUUUCGAGCUCGAGCGUACGAGAUCUUUGUGGCCCAGCAUAUCGCCUCUGCAGCAGUAUUUCUCUGGCUUUUGUAUUGUCACGUCCCGGCUUACAAUCGCAGCUAUGUAUGGGCCUCUGUCGCAUUCUUCGCCUUCGACUUCACCACGCGUAUUGUCUGGAGUUUCUGGCGAAACAUUCAUCUUCGUGGUCGACUCCCUCGAAUCGGGUACUCAGCCCGACUCGAAUGUCUGCCUGGCGAGGUAGUACGAUUACAGAUCAACGAUGUUGGCUUUCGGUGGAAUGCUGGCCAACAUGCCUUCAUUUGCAUACCACGUCUGCGACCCUUCGAGCUGCACCCUUUCACCAUCGCAAACGCUGCUCAGCCACGCGAUGCAAGAGCUAAGCAGCAGAAGUUCACAAUGCUGAUCAAAGCGCGAUCCGGCUUCACAAGAAGCCUCUAUAGAGCAGCUGCGUGCGCAAACAAAGGCGACUGCGUCUUUACAGUCUUCCUGAGCGGACCUUGGGGAGCGCCACCGAAGCUCCACCACUACGACACAGUCGUGAUGAUCGCUUGUUCGACGGGCGCGUCGUUUGCAGUGCCUCUUGUCGAUGACUUGGUUCACAAUCCCGGCUGCGUGCGAAGCAUUACUCUCCACUGGAUCAUUCGUCAUGAAGACCACUUUGCACGGUGUGAGCAAGAGUUACAUGGACUGAUCGCGACGGCUAAAGAAUGUGCUCUUCAGUUGCGGGUCUGUGUACAUGUGACACAGGGCAUGAAUCGUGGCCUACAGACUGUUCGUUGUAUGGUAUCGGAAGACGAGGGCGAGUUCCGAUCGGCACUGUUCAGGCACACAUUGGCCGAGAGUGUCAGCAUGACCAGCUCGACCUCUAGCGCUGACGAGACAAAGCUACUGUCAUACAAUCAGCAGGCCGCGUCUCUUGAUAAGGUGUAUGGCUGUAGGCCCACAGUUGACAGUAUGAUCCGCCCGCCAGUGGAAGCAGCACUAGGCGAGACUGCCGUGGUAGUAUGUGGUGGAUUGUCAAUCACAGCUCAGGCACGGAACUCCGCGGCUGGUCUAUCGGAUGAGAGAGCAGUGCACAAAGGGACGAAUGCUGAAGGCAUCUACCUCUUCACCGAGAGCUACGGAUGGUAG